AUGUCGGAAUUCGCUGGUCUGCAAAUGAAGAACUACGCAGUGUUCAUCAUGGAGCUCGUCGCAGCGAUGAAGGUCCCAUGCACGCGGGAUCGUGGAUGGGCUGAGGGUCUGAGGGAUCACAUUGAGCGCGCGCGAGCCAUGCACGCACAUUUAACCGUGGAGGGGUUCAAAGUCCCCCUUACACUCAAAAGCCACACCGAAAUCGAGGACGCAUUGGCUGCGUACAAGUCCCUCAUGGCGUCCCUGCCUGCAUCAUCCAUAUCCAAGAAAGAGGGGAAGAAGGUAAUCCGCCCACGACCUGUCGCUCUGCCUGCUCCAAAGAUCGCAACUUCGGGUACCCACAGCAUGAAAAGUACCAAGCCCACGAUCACAUCGCCCAUCCCACGGCCUGCGUUGACCGGGUCCGCUUCCCAACUGAUGCAUCUCUCUUUGAACUGCGAGAUGGGGAGCGCAGGUUCGAUCGAUCGUGGAUCUGUCGCUCUGUCUGCCCUGACCAUCGGUAUGACUCCUGUUGCACCAUCCGCGCAGAGUCGCCACCCGUCUCCACUGCUGAUUGGAUCGAUCGCGGGUGAGGAGCGUCCAGUGAAGUGUCGCACCACCUCUCCGCCAACUGAUCCGAUGAUGAUCGACAACCCGGCGCCGAUCUGCACAGCAUCGGCCAUGCCUCCCCCUCAACUUCAGAUGAGUGCGCCCUCGCGCUCGCAAUCCAUCGCAGCCGACACAAUGGAUGACACGUACUCCCGUCCUGCGCUACAUGUUACUGCCACGCUUCCCAGACACCCGUCUGACCGCUCCAUCAGUCGCCAGACCUCUGCGCGGUCCUUGCACAUCGCACCAUCUCCCAUCGAGCACACCAGAUCGCAGGGAAGUCACAGUAAUCCAAGCAUCCCUGCCAUAUCUCUUGACGACCCACUGCACCAUGCGACUUUCCAUUCGUAUUUUGCAGAUGUUCUCCCGGCAAACUUCCGGUCACUUCAACUGAGCGAGCAGAUCACGACACUUGAGUCCGCGCUUAGGUGUAACUGGCAACGCACACGUGCACUUGAGGAUAGCCAACAUACGAUGUGCUCGCAGCUCGAUGCCAUCAUGGGUGCACUCGGCGGUGACCCCGCUCUCUUCGCCACUCGCUUUGGUGUCCUCGCCACUCGCAUCGACAUGGUUCCUGCCCAUCACCGCGAGGUGACGCAGGGUUUGCUUGAGUUGGAGAAACAUGUCAGGGAUUUGGAGGGGUCGGAUGACGAGUUUCCCUCUGAGGAGGAAGAUGAGGUCGUCCACAGCAUAUCGAUGGGCACGGAAGGGGAUGAACAGAUUGAUUUCGACGGGGAAGAUUAG
Sparassis crispa is the source of this 1332-nucleotide messenger RNA. RefSeq lists its product as hypothetical. The record is from RefSeq and is a predicted model, not a curated record. The transcript is spliced from 2 exons. Bases 1 to 1332 code for a protein of 443 amino acids. NCBI's taxonomy places the organism in Eukaryota, Fungi, Basidiomycota, Agaricomycetes, Polyporales, Sparassidaceae.